GUACAAUAGCAAAAGUUGUAGAUGAUAAUCUGAGAAGAGGAGAGAAGAGAACUCUGUUAGUAGGUAAGGAUAAUAACAAGAGUACGGCAGUCACCAAUACUGCCCAUGCGAAUAGGGGCAUACGGUGUAAUAAUACCCCAGGAGCCCGCAUGUUUAAUACGGUCGUAAUGAAGUUCAUAGCACCCAGCAUGGAUGAGAUACCAGCUAGGUGA
Molecule: messenger RNA, 212 nt
Organism: Acaulospora colombiana
Lineage: Eukaryota; Fungi; Glomeromycota; Glomeromycetes; Diversisporales; Acaulosporaceae
Source: the annotation of a GenBank genome assembly